Messenger RNA from Colletotrichum truncatum, 1803 nucleotides. RefSeq lists its product as uncharacterized. NCBI's taxonomy places the organism in Eukaryota, Fungi, Ascomycota, Sordariomycetes, Glomerellales, Glomerellaceae. The record is from RefSeq and is a predicted model, not a curated record.
AUGCGUAAGAUUAUCGUUAUUGCUGUCGCCUUGGCGGCUUAUAUCAACGCAGCCUUAAUUCCAACCAGCGUCUCGGGCAGUCUUCCUGCUCCUACUGACCUCUCUCGAGAGGUCACCUUCACCGCCUCCAACGGCUCUGAUGUUGUCUUCAACGUUGGAACCGGCUUUGGCAUCGUCAACGACUUGCGCAACGCACCCUCCCACCUUGCCAAACACAUCAAGAUUGUCCCCGUCGAUGGCUUCGCGGAGCUUUGCACAGUUCGUGCUACUAGAAGAGCUGGCUCUGGAAUGCCUCGCCGCGACGACUGUCAGGCUCUCCACGAUUAUCUCAAGAACUAUGGCGCUCUGAUCUACUUCGAGGAUCACGAUGCCGACCUUGCACGAUGGGCAGAGAUCUUCUGGGUCGGGACCUGUGCCUUUCGAACUCAAACCUACAGCCGCAACCUCGUCUACAGCAGCGCAGAUAUUACACGUUUUCUCGAAAGAUCUCUUAGUCGUGACACGUGGACUGUCGACGGUCGCAUGUCUGCUUCGGGCGAGGCUGACUGUGCCGUUGUGGAUGGCGGUGUUGGUCAGGCUGCGAUGUUCUGGAGACUUCAAGAGCGCGCCGCGCCGCAAACCAGUGCUGCCCACAACGCAAUCGAGGCCCGCGAGCCCAAGGCUAUCCCACCCCUCGUCGUUGAUACUCUCGAGAUGGUUCCUCGGGACACUUCUGCCUACGUUCUCAACAGCACGAUUCAAAACUUCAAUGAUUCUGGUCUCUUGGUUAACCAAACAGUUGCCAAACGAUUCAUCAUCGACACCGACGGCGACAUGACUGGCCCCUACUGCGACCCGAUCUGGCUGUCGUCCUCUUGGGACGAGCUGAAUGUCCCUCGCAGGUCCGAUUGCGAGCAGCUCUUUGAGUUCGUCAAGAGCAACAAGGCGUCGGUCGAGUUUAAGGAUCGCGACCUCGACUUCUGGGCCAAGUUCGCAGCCCACGGCACAUGCGGCGUCAUGUUCAAGACGACCAAAGCCAAAAUGACGGUCACGAACCGCGACAUGGCCGGCUUUCUCGACAAAGCUCUGCGCUGGGAGUCCACCAAUACCGCAGAUGGUGGUACCAAGGCAAAAAUGGGUGUCAAAUGUAGCAUCGGCGGCAGCCAGGAGAAGUGGGUUGGCGAGUUCCGUCUCUUCUGGCGUAACCCGAGUCUCCCUAUCGGACAGCUCGACCGUCGCGAGCUCGAGACUCUCCCGCGUCUCACAGCUGACUCUCCUGAGCCCAUCACCCCGGCCGACGAUGAUGAAGGCAUUCAUUGGAUUGACUAUGAAGCAACAACUCAGGAUGGCAAGAACGUGACUUUCCAAGUCAACGCCAAGGGCUUAUCAACAUCCCCGACCAAGCUUGCCUCUAGGGUCGAGUACGUUAAAACUCCUCUUGGCCCCUCGAAGCGUUGCAACUCCAACACCCUUUGGAUGGGCGGUGCUCAUCGUGAUUCCGCCACGGUCGAAGAUUGCAAGCACCUCCGCGACUUUAUUGGUGCGCAACGCAUGUACUGGCAGUUUUCCGAAGAGGAAGUCCGCAACGGCCGUCGUGAUCCUGUCCAGGUCACGCCAAUCGCCAAGUACGAAACUUGCCACUUCGGCUAUGGCCCCCGCCAGUUCGUGAACAUUGGCAACAUGGAUAUUGAGCGCCUCUUGGACGGCGCCAUUGAGUACCUCGACAACACUCAUGGACGCAUGCGUGGUUGGGGCUAUCUCGGCUGCGACUUCGAGGAGCAGUUCGGCAGCAAGGCGGAUGGCUACUGGAGAAUCUAUCCUUAA